AAAGAGAUGAAAAUCGAUCGUGACUCGCUCGCUGCUGUCAACUCUGGUUUUUUGGUUAAGCACGCGCGGGGGACGGCGAACAUGAGCAGAGUGCCGAAACCCGUACCGAAAUAUGGGGGCUUCCAAAUCAGAGACAACGAUUGCUCGUACGUUUGGCUCGUAGCGCCCGAGGAGCGCUGCACAUGGGUUACGAAUCAGGAAAAUUGCAUUACCGACUCUAUUAUUCAAUACACGCAACUUCUCUUUUGCUAUUUCUCUGGAAGUGCACUGUUCGGCUUCGGACUUAUUCUCAACGUUCUCUGGCUGUUCUACCUCUUCCUCAUCCUCGGCACCACCGCUGACAAUUUAAAUUUUCGUCUGUUCCCCCUUCCCCCCGGCCGGGCCCAACACGAAAACAGCUUUUGCCCGUCGCUGAGCGUAAUUGCCGAAGUUAUGCACCUUUCGGAAAACAUUGCGGGAGUUACGAUCCUGGCAUUUGGAAACGGGGCGCCCGACAUAUUCACAUCGCUCGUGUCCGACGAGCGUGAAAUGAUAAUUAUGUUCACCGAGUUGAUAGGAGCCGGAAUAUUCGUAACUGCGAUAAUAGCAGGCUCGGUCGUGCUCGUAUCUCCUUGUCGCAUUCCCUUCAAGUCCUUCACCAGGGACUGUUGCUUCUACAUUAUCGCCGUGUCCUGGAUAGCCUAUACGAGCGAGGACCAAAUUAUUCACCUCUGGGAAGCUCUCAGUCUUAUUUUCAUUUACAUAAUGUUUCUCGCGGUCGUCAUUGCGAUGCAGAUAUACGACAAUAGAGAAGAGAUGCUAAAAGGGAGAAUUCCACGUUUGCAAGAUCCUGAACUUUUGAGAACUUACGUUGCUUACCGCACGGGUAAUCAACAGUCGAACAGACGUCCGAGCGCAGGGCUUACUCUUCGAUCCCGCGCUUACAGUCUCCGAGCCAAACUCGAUGUGGCGAUAGCGACGGAAAUGGCAAUGAAAAAAAGAAUGGCAGGUGUUACGGACGACAUGGCGGCGGGAAGAUCAGCCGACGAGGAUGACGAAGCUCCGCCCCCGUCGCAUCGGCCCACAGGACUUUUUCGAGAAUUUCUGUACGACAUUAGUCCGAUAACCGCUCAAGAAUGGGCGGACGCUAACGUCUGUGUCAAAAUAAUUCUCGUGUUGCGAGCACCCGUCACCUUUGUCCUUCAAUGUAUCAUUCCCGUCGUGAACGAGACCGCAGAAAAGAGAGGCUGGUCGAAAUUAUUGAACUGCACUCAACUUGUCAUCUCCCCGACUCUAGCUCUCGUCAAAUUAGAGGUGUGGCACGUCUUUCUCGGUCCCAUGCCGAUUCUCCUCAUCGUUUUCAUCUUGAGUGUUGCUGCCGCUUCUUAUGUUUUCUGGACAACGAACGUCAAUGAGAGUCCGAAGUAUCAUAAUGCUUUUGCCUUUUUGGGAUUCGGCUCGGCUAUGCUCGUUGUGUACGUUAUUGCGAACGAGGUGAUGGCUGUGCUUCAUUGUUUUGGAUAUGCCAGCGGAAUCACUGAUGCGAUGCUUGGUAUAACUCUCUUGGCUUGGGGUAACAGUAUAGGGGAUUUGAUAUCGAACGUAGCAAUAGCAAGACGAGGUUUUCCACGGAUGGGUUAUUCGGCCUGUUUCGGUGGACCGCUCUUCAACACACUCUUAGGACUGGGACUUUCGUGGGCACUGGCUGCAGCACGCCACGAUAAUUAUCGCACAAAAAUACGCACAAGCGAUAUGAUGCCUGGAUGUCUUACUUUUUUGCUGGCUUCUCUCAUAGCAUCGUUAAUUUAUUUAAAUGUUACUGGAUUUUUAGCUCGUCGCUCUUACGGAUAUCUUCUUUUUUCUCUAUAUGCCGUUUUUCUAUUCAUUAACAUUCUCAGCGAAGUGCACUUUAUACAUCCACUUGGUACUGAUCACCGUGACAAUUAAAAUGCAAAUAUUCAGUAUCUACAAGUGUACGUACAUUUACUGUGUUUCCGGAAAAUGUCGGGUAACACGCAUGCGCGCAAACCGCGCGGGAAACUCCACGCGCCAGCUGUAUGUUUACUUUCUGUGGAAAAAAAAUUACUCUUUUGUUAUACACUGAAAUUACACCAAUUCAUUACGAAA
Venturia canescens is the source of this 2106-nucleotide messenger RNA. RefSeq names its product mitochondrial sodium/calcium exchanger protein-like. Bases 7 to 1926 code for a protein of 639 amino acids. Lineage: Eukaryota; Metazoa; Arthropoda; Insecta; Hymenoptera; Ichneumonidae. The transcript has 9 exons. Gene Ontology annotation, cellular component: membrane. The record is from RefSeq and is a predicted model, not a curated record. Gene Ontology annotation, molecular function: calcium:sodium antiporter activity. Gene Ontology annotation, biological process: monoatomic cation transport; intracellular calcium ion homeostasis; transmembrane transport.